This is a messenger RNA of Zingiber officinale, 1882 nucleotides long. RefSeq names its product beta-glucuronosyltransferase GlcAT14B-like. The transcript is spliced from 4 exons. Lineage: Eukaryota; Viridiplantae; Streptophyta; Magnoliopsida; Zingiberales; Zingiberaceae. Gene Ontology annotation, molecular function: glucuronosyltransferase activity. Gene Ontology annotation, cellular component: membrane. The record is from RefSeq and is a predicted model, not a curated record. Bases 207 to 1538 code for a protein of 443 amino acids.
UUACCCCAAAUUCCAAUUGAAUUGAUUUCUCCAUCUCGAGUAUUCCGAGUUCCGACAAGACUGAGAGAGAUCAUUCAAUUCCCUGAUCAAGCAUUUAUAUGCUCUUAAAUUAAUAAAGCGUUCUAAAUUUUAUUUGUGAGUUGUGAUUCGAUUUUGUGAAGAAGGGAUCAUCGCAUGGUGCGUCUGGUUUGUCCCCAGAUCCGGCGAUGAAGGCGGCCUUCAACUCCCUGCACGGGCGGCAGGCAGUGAUGGCGGCGGACCGGAAGUGGAUAGCCCCUUUGGCCGUCGGCGCCACCGUCUCCCUGGUGCUUCUCCUCUUCCUCACCACACUCUCCUCUCCGGACGUCCCCCUCUCCCUGCUCCCUCUCUCCCUGCUCCCCUCCGCGCUACUAUCACACCCUUUCACCGCCUUCUACGCCCCUGUGUACGUCGAGUCCAAGCUCCGUCAGACCCCUCCCUCCUCCUCCGUGGGCACCUCCCCGCCACCACCCCGCCUCGCAUACCUUAUCUCCGGAACCGUCGGCGAUGGCAACAUGAUCAAGCGCGUCCUUCUCGCCCUUUACCACCCCGCCAAUUGCUACGUGGUUCACCUCGAUCUGGAGGCCCCCGCCGAGGAACGCGAUGAUUUAAGGGAUUACGUCGCUAGCCAUCCGCUCUUUGCUGCCGUCGGGAACGUCAGGAUGAUCACGAAGGCCAAUCUUGUCACGUACCGGGGGCCGACCAUGGUGGCGAAUACUCUCCAUGCCGCGGCGAUAUUGCUAAAGGAGGGCGGGGAUUGGGAUUGGUUCAUCAAUCUCAGUGCUUCGGAUUACCCCCUUGUCCCCCAGGAUGAUUUGUUGCAUAUGUUCUCAUAUUUGCCAAGGGAUCUCAACUUCAUCGAUCACACUAGUAAUAUUGGGUGGAAGGAGUUCCAGAGGGCGAAGCCCAUAAUUAUAGAUCCAGGGUUGUACUUGACUAAGAAAGCUGAUGUCUUCUGGAUUCCACAAAGGAGGAGCGUGCCCACUGCCUUCAAACUAUUCACAGGUUCUGCAUGGAUGGCUCUCUCUCAUUCUUUCGUUGACUAUUGCAUCUGGGGUUGGGACAACCUUCCACGAACUGUCUUCAUGUACUAUGCCAAUUUCAUCUCCUCACCAGAAGGUUACUUCCAUACUGUCGUAUGCAAUGCACAGGAAUACCGCAAUACCACUGUCAACCAUGACCUCCACUUCAUUGCAUGGGACAAUCCGCCAAAGCAGCAUCCUCACUACCUCAACCUUAAUGAUAUGUCACGCUUGGUAGAUAGCAACGCACCAUUUGCACGCAAAUUUCGAAGGGAUCAUCCUAUACUCGACAAGAUAGACGCUGAACUGUUAUUUCGUAGGCCAGAUAUGAUUGUUCCCGGAGGGUGGUGUGCAGGUAGUAAAGAAAAUGGCAGCGACCCUUGCCUGGUUGUGGGAAACACAACCAUUCUUCGACCUGGCCCUGGUGCGAUCAGGCUCGAGCAACUUAUGCUAUCACUUUUAUCAGAUAAGAACUUCCGCCCAAGGCAGUGCAAGUAAUCACACGGAAGCCUUCAAUCAAAAUUGUAGGUUGUGUAAUUUCAUGUAAGCACAUGGUUAGCUCGCGUCAAGCACGAUGAGAUCAAAGGGGUGCAUACAGAAGCUUGUUUCUUUAUUAACAUCAAAUCCAGAAGUGCUCACGUUGAGAUUGCUUUGACUGCGUAUGUGUGUAGCCUUCAUGUUGAGUCCAUGUUAGCCUUAACACUUAUUUCUUUAUUUCUUACAUGUUCCAUUACAUAAAAUUUUGAAAUCCAUCUGAGGUUGGAGAGAAAGAGCUGCAUACAAUAUUUAUGCUUCUAGGUAUGUUUCAAGUUAUCUUGUAUUAUUGUAUUCUUUUUUCUUUC